CGCUCUAAGCCCGUCAAAUGUUGAACUACCCAUUUUACCUUUGAGUGGCAGUGUCGUGAGCAAAUACUGAGGGUGACGAAGUAUGCCCAUAUGCAUGGUAGAGCCAAUCAAAGGUGCGUUACGGAGGAGGUGGGACUUCGGCCAUUACGGACGCAAACGUUGUUGUAGGAGGAAGAAGCCGAUUCCAGAAGCCAUUACGUUGCGCAGCUCAGUCGAGAAAAACUUACUAUUUUUACGUAUAUUACGCACUUUAAUGCUUUUAUAAAAGCCAUAUUUCAUAUAGCCAUGGCAUCACAGGCAAAAAAGAGGAAAAUGAAUUUCUCAGAAAGAGAGGUGGAAAUCAUUGUGGAGGAGAUGGAAAAACAAAAACACAUUUUAGUUAACCACUUCAACGCUGGCGUUACUCACAUCGCCAAAAACAAUGCAUGGCUUGAGAUACUGAAGCGCGUUAAUGCGGUGACUACUUGUCAAAGGGAACUGGCUGAGGUAAAGAAGAAGUGGUCCGAUCUAAAGACCGAAGUACGGCGGAAGGUGGCCCAAGCCCGCGCAGCCAUGGAAGGCACUGGCGACUGCACCACAGUGCCCGUCAUACUGACUUCCAUGCAGCAGAGGAUCUGUAACCUACUAGGAGAAGCUACGAUUAUCAGCCUUCCCGCGGGCGAAACGAGCGCAGAGAUCAGCGUCCCUGUACCCAUGAGCUCGGCGGCUACGGUCACUCUCACGCAAAACAUCCAGACUGUCUCUGCGGCCUGUGAAGUUAAAACCUUAGAAGGUGAGACCACUUACCACACGCUGGAGGAGGGCAUGGUUGAGUACUGCACCACGGAGACGCCUGUAACCGUGACGACGGAGGCUCCAGUGGAGGUCCUGACGGCGCAGACAGAAUGUUCGGUGAAGCCUCAGGAGCUGAAGAGCCGCAUCGCACUCAACUCGGCCAAGCUGCUGCAGGAGCAGCGCGUCACCAACCUGCACGUGCGCGAGAUCGCCCAGCACCUGGAGAACCAGAACGACCUGCUGCAGAUGAUCAGGCGCUCCCAGGAGGCCCAGGCCUGCGCCCAGGAGAGGCAGGCCCAGGCACUGGAGGGGACGCAGGCCGCCCUGCUCGCGCUCAUCCAGAUGUUCCGGCCCGCGCUCAAGGACCUCCGCAAGUUCCUGCAGAGCGCUAACAGCUCCGCCGUCACGACGGGGAACGAGGGCGGGGAGAGUAAAGCCCCCGCCACAACUGAACAGGCGGAGGAUGUGCAAUAGACUCAGGAAUGUGUGUGUGUGUGUGUGUGUGUGUAUAGAUUUGUUUAUGCAUCUGUGAGCGUGUGUGUGUGUGUGUG
Clupea harengus (Atlantic herring) is the source of this 1325-nucleotide messenger RNA. It is a transcript of the gene naif1, whose product is annotated as nuclear apoptosis inducing factor 1. Lineage: Eukaryota; Metazoa; Chordata; Actinopteri; Clupeiformes; Clupeidae. The record is from RefSeq and is a predicted model, not a curated record. Gene Ontology annotation, cellular component: nucleus.